Messenger RNA from Ruditapes philippinarum (Manila clam), 1862 nucleotides. Its product is annotated as sodium- and chloride-dependent glycine transporter 1-like. NCBI's taxonomy places the organism in Eukaryota, Metazoa, Mollusca, Bivalvia, Venerida, Veneridae. Gene Ontology annotation, cellular component: membrane. Gene Ontology annotation, biological process: sodium ion transmembrane transport. The record is from RefSeq and is a predicted model, not a curated record.
UAAAACGAUACUCGCACCUUGGGUCACGUGAUUCAUUAAAAAUUCAUGGUUUACAUGUCAUAUAUGGAAAUCCCCCGGCAGAUGUCAAAAUGGAUGGUGGGAUGAAAGAGCCCCUGGUGUACAAUGAGGAACCGUUGAGUAGUAAUGGCGUAGCAACACCUGUGGACCAAAAUCUUUCCGCCGGUGCACUGGAACAAAUAACACUGACCAAUGGAGAUGUCAGGUCAGAAGAUACGUAUAUUGUUAGCAGUGUUCAACCUGGUAUAUACUCCGGAUUCACACCUGACUAUGGCACGACAAGCACCGACGGUAGACCACGAGGUGGCGUGUGGACUAAAAAGCAAGUGUUUGGUGUAGAUGAGAACAAAGCUCGUGGUAACUGGACCGGCAGGUUCGAGUAUAUACUGUCUAUGCUAGGGUAUGCCGUAGGACUUGGGAACGUCUGGAGAUUUCCUUAUUUAUGUUAUAGACAUGGUGGCGGGGCAUUUCUAGUCCCCUAUAUUCUUUUCAUGACGUUUGUUGGGAUCCCGUUGUUUUAUUUGGAGUCCAGUCUUGGUCAGUUCACCAGUUGCGGACCCACGACUUGCUGGAAUUUCUCCCCACUGUUUCAAGGUUUAGGUAUAGCAAUGAUGAUAUCGUCCUCUAUUAUAUCCGGCUACUAUUGCAUGAUCAUCGCCUGGUGCCACUUUUAUUUCUUUGCAUCCUUUACGAGUAAUCUCCCUUGGUCAAAAUGUAGCGAAUGGUGGAAUUCAAAUGACUGUAGCGAGAGAUUGCCAGAUGUUGCGUGUAAUAGUACUAUAGAAGAACGUCGCCCGGAUGGUGAAUGUUAUAAUGCUGGAAACUUUACUGGGUUGUGGGACUAUGACUUAUUCAAGAACGUAACGGGUAGAGAGAGAGUAGCCCCGACAAAGGAAUAUUGGGAAAACUAUGUGUUACGUUUAAGUGACGGGAUAGAGCAUACAGGGACGCCACAAUGGCGGCUCGUACUGUGUCUGCUGUUCUCGUGGACGCUUGUUUUUCUAUGUCUGAUCAAGGGUAUUAAAUCAGCGGGAAAGGUUGUUUAUUUUACUGCCAUAUUCCCUUACGUGAUCCUUGUGAUCUUGUUUUUUCGGGGUGUUACUUUAGAAAAUGCUGGCGAAGGCAUCAAAUAUUACAUCACUCCCGAUUUUACCAAGUUAGUUGAUGUAACCAUAUGGAAAGCCGCAGCUGUACAAAUUUUCUAUUCUAUGGGUCCUGCCGGUGGUGGAAUAAUAGCUCUGUCAAGUUACAAUAGAUUCCAUAACAAUAUAUUAAGAGACUCGCUGAUUGUCUCCCUUGGUAACUGUAUGACUAGCAUAUUUGGUGGCUUUGUUAUCUUCUCGUUCAUUGGUUACAUGGCGGGUCAACUUAAGGGCGACGUGGAUCAUGUAGCAGACAACGGACCGGGACUAGCGUUUGUAAUUUACCCAGAAGCUGUUCGUAGUCUACCAUUACCUACGUUCUGGUCUAUUAUAUUCUUCUUCAUGCUCAUCACACUUGGGUUAGACAGCCAGUUUGCGUCGGUGGAAGCUAUUUUGACGGGAAUACAAGAUAUCGUGCCAAAAUGUAGAGAAAAGAAAGUGAUUUCAAUAUUUAUUAUUUGUGUUGUAUACUUCUUGUUAGGUCUACCAUACACUACCAAGAGUGGUAUAUACUGGGUAACGCUCGUAGAUUACUACGCUGCAGCAUGGGGUGUGUUACUAAUUGGCCUCCUUGAGGUUACAGCUAUCUCAUAUUGUUAUGGGGUACGAAGAUUCUGUAUGGACAUUGAAACUAUGAUAGGUCCCUGGUCAAAGAUAUACUGGAUGAUAUGUUGGAUAGCCAUUACUCCAGCCAGUAUUGUG